Adineta ricciae is the source of this 2160-nucleotide messenger RNA. The record is from the annotation of a GenBank genome assembly. Lineage: Eukaryota; Metazoa; Rotifera; Eurotatoria; Adinetida; Adinetidae.
AUGCCACCGAAGGCUACAAGUUCUCUAUCUGAACGUGUCAGUUCAUCGGCUGACAGAGAUGAAUUGCUCGCCGUAUUCAAUCGUUAUGCACAUCAUGAACGUCUUGGCGAACGUUACAUGACACCACAUGAAUUCCUACAAGAUUACUUGGGCUAUUUGAAAGGCGAUAAUAUCGAUCCAACGACACUCGAUAUUCUCUCGGCAUUAGUUGAUUUAAAUAAAGAUCAAAGAAUUACUAUAACUGAAUUUGUCAACUUUGAAUCGUUGCUAUUAGCACCGGAUUCUCUCUAUCGUCUUGCUUUUCAAUUAUUCGAUCGACAGGGUCAAGGCUUUAUCACGUUCGACGAUUUCCGUUACAUUAUCUCGGCGACGAAACAAUUCAAAGAAUUCCCAUUCGAUUUUAAUUCGGAAUUCGUUUCCACACACUUUGGUGCUAAACGGCAACGGCAAGUCACCUACAAAGAAUUCACCCAAAUUCUGCUCGACUUUAUCGACGAACAAACGAUUCAAACGUUUCGAAAAUUCGACAAAGCAAAUGUUGGAUACAUUUCGUUGAAAAAUUUUGAGACGAUUCUGAAAGAAUUACGCCAGUAUCAACUCUCCGAAUCCAUCUCAAUUCAUUUGAAUGAUGUUGUCAAACUAUCCAACCCGACAACAUCAACAAAUCAAAUCUCCUAUCCAUAUUUUAUUGCAUUUCUACAAUUAUUAUCCAAUAUUGAAUCGAUGCGAAAGAUUUAUUUAGCUAUAUGCGAAAAGAAAGCUCUUGCGUAUCGAUCGGCAACAAUUACAAAAGAAGAAUUCUUAACCGAAGCUCAGCAUUUUCCUCGAACAACACCUUUACAGAUUGAUAUUCUGUUCGCCAUCACACAUUUGUUACAUAAAACAAAUCCUGCUCAUGAGAAUGAUCGACAUUAUAUCGAAUCAAAUGAUUUUGAUUUAAUCUCCGCGCAUGAGCAUUUAUUACCGUAUCGACUACGUACGGAAAUUGUCGAUGAGUGUUAUAAGGUCGAACACCAAAGUAUACUUCUUAAAGUUUUGGAAAGUGGUUAUCGUUUCGCAUUGGGUAGCAUUGCUGGUGCUGUUGGAGCAACAGCUGUAUACCCGAUUGAUCUUGUUAAAACUCGUAUGCAAAAUCAGCGUAGUACGAGUAUUGUUGGUGAACGUCUGUAUCGAAAUUCAAUUGAUUGUUUCAAAAAAGUUGUUCGAUAUGAAGGCGUUUUUGGUUUAUAUCGAGGAUUAAUUCCUCAAUUGGUUGGUGUUGCACCAGAAAAAGCCAUCAAAUUAACAGUCAAUGAUUUCAUUCGUGAUCGUUUAACAUUAGCUGAUGGAACGAUCCCUCUUUGGGCUGAAAUCGUUGCAGGUGGAUGUGCGGGUGCAUCUCAAGUAGCAUUUACAAAUCCUUUAGAAAUCGUGAAGAUUCGUUUGCAAGUAGCUGGUGAAUUACAAUCCGCUCAUCGUCCGGUAGCAAGUGAAGUUGUUCGUGAACUUGGUCUUCGUGGUUUAUACAAAGGUGCUCGUGCUUGUUUCCUUCGAGAUAUCCCAUUCUCAGCUAUCUACUUCCCUGCAUAUGCACAUACGAAAAAGCGUUUUGCUGAUGAACAUGGUUACAACGAUCCAAAAAGUCUAUUCAUUUCUGGUCUGCUUGCUGGUAUACCUGCAGCGGGUCUCUGCACACCAGCAGACGUUGUUAAAACACGUCUGCAAGUACAAGCACGAAAGGGGCAAACGAAGUAUGACGGGUUAGUUGAUGCGUUCAAGAAGAUUUAUGUUGAAGAAGGAUGGAAAGCUUUGUGGAAAGGCGCUGGUGCGCGAAUGUUUCGUUCGUCUCCACAAUUUGGUUUUACAUUGUUGACCUAUGAACUGCUUCAACGUGCGCUCAAUGUUGAUUUUCAAGGUAGAAAACUGGAAGGAUCAAAACACCUUGAUCAACAACAGUACUCGCCAAAAUCGCGCGCAUCAAUCAUACUCUCACGUAAUCCCGAUCACGUUGGUGGUUUUCAUCUCGCUCAAGCAACAUUUGAAGGAAUCGAAACUCGUUUUGGUCUUGCAUUUCCCAAAUACAAAUCUUCCUCGUCUCCAUCAAAUGAACCACCUUCGUCUCUACCUCCCCUGUCGACGUUAAUUGGUGUUCCUGUUCCUAAACUUUCAAGUCCACAUUAG